CACUGCACCACCACAUCACUACACCACUCUUCAGACGACAUCCAGCACUACACGGCGGACGACUGCCAGGUGACGCCGGUGAUCCACGUGCUGCAGUACCCGGGCUGCGUCCCGAAGCCGAUUCCGUCGUUUGCGUGCGUUGGCCGCUGCGCCAGCUACAUCCAGGUGUCCGGCAGCAAGAUCUGGCAGAUGGAGCGGUCCUGCAUGUGCUGCCAGGAGUCGGGCGAGCGCGAGGCGUCCGUGUCGCUCUUCUGCCCCAAGGCCAAAAAUGGCGAGAAGAAGUUCAAAAAAGUAUGGCGCAUUUUGAUCCCGCGAGGAGUUGGAGAGCUUUUUGUUGGUGUUUUUUGGUGUUGUUAUGGUGCAUGUUUGAACGAUGCUUAAUU
Culex pipiens pallens (northern house mosquito) is the source of this 383-nucleotide messenger RNA. Its product is annotated as bursicon. The transcript has a single exon. Gene Ontology annotation, biological process: animal organ morphogenesis. Gene Ontology annotation, molecular function: BMP binding; receptor ligand activity. The annotation marks the transcript as partial. The record is from RefSeq and is a predicted model, not a curated record. NCBI's taxonomy places the organism in Eukaryota, Metazoa, Arthropoda, Insecta, Diptera, Culicidae.